Messenger RNA from Brassica napus (rape), 2003 nucleotides. RefSeq names its product jacalin-related lectin 18. Gene Ontology annotation, molecular function: carbohydrate binding. The coding region runs from base 130 to 1887 and encodes 585 amino acids. The record is from RefSeq and is a predicted model, not a curated record. NCBI's taxonomy places the organism in Eukaryota, Viridiplantae, Streptophyta, Magnoliopsida, Brassicales, Brassicaceae. The transcript has 5 exons.
UUCUUUCCUUAGACACGACUUGCUUUUAUAUACAUCGAUGUUUCAUACCCUUAAGAUCUUAAAGUAUUGAAAGAUUAAUGAGCAUUAGAAAUCACUUAUCCAUAUGUGAAGAUUUCAAAUCUAUUCCAGAUGACCCAAAGGCUGGAGGCGGAAGGGAGCAAGAAUGGCCGGUACAUAUGGGAUGACGGAUUUAACCAUGAUGAUGUGACAAAGAUCUAUGUAAGAGGUGGAUCUGAUGGCAUACAAUUCAUACGUUUUGACUAUAUAAUGAAGGGACAACUCAACAAUGGAUCAUUCCAUGGUGAAUCAUACAAGGGUUUCACACAGACGUUUGAAAUUAAUCAUCUAAAACAUGAACAUCUUGAGUCUGUCAACGGCUACUACACAGAGUCAACUGGGAUUCAAGCACUUCAGUUCAAAACCAACUUAAGAAUUUCUGAACUGAUGGGAUAUGAUGAAAAGGGUACUAAGUUUACUCUAGCAGUCCAUGGGAAAAAGAUAAUUGGGUUUCACGGAUCCAAACAAUCAAAUAUCUAUUCUCUUGGUGCAUAUUUCACAUGGAUAACUCCUACUAGAAUGGAAGCGAAAGGCGGUAAUGGAGGUAAGGAGUGGGAUGAUGGAUCCGACCACGAAGGUGUAACAAAGAUACAUGUAAGAGGUGGUCGUAAAGGCAUACAAUACAUUAAGUUUGACUAUGUCAAGGAUGGACAGCCAAAAGAUGGGCCAAUCCAUGGUUCUAUCUCAGGUGGAGGUUUUGAGCCCGUGUUUGAAAUUAAACAUGUUGACCAGGAAUGUCUAGUAUCCGUGGAGGGAUACUAUGAUGUAACGUCCGGGGUCAUCCAAGGUCUUCAGUUCAAGACUAACUUCAAUACUUCACAACUGAUGGGAUACAACAAGGGUACGAAGUUUAUAAUUUCAGAAAAUGGAAUGAAGAUCAUUGGGUUCCAUGGAUAUGUUGAGAAGAGCUUAAAAUCUCUUGGUGCGUAUUUCACAAGGCUUACUCCAAUGAAAUUGGAAUGCCAAGGUGCUACUAGUGGAGGCCUCCUUUGGGAUGAUGGUGCUUUCCAAGGCAUAAGAAAGGUGUAUGCUUACUAUGAAAACAACUAUAUAAUGUUUAUCAGUUUUGAUUAUGAGAACGAUGGCAAAGCAGAAAAGCGUGACCAUGGGUUUAAAGAUGGAUUCACAGGACAAGAAGGAGAGUUUGUUAUCGACUAUCCAAAUGAAUGUCUCACUUCGGUGGAAGGGACUUUCAGUAACGAAAGUGAAGCAUGGAUUACAUCAUUGACUUUCAAAACAUCCAAAGGGAGAAUCUCUCAGAAAUUUGGAAAUGAACGUUUUGGAGAUCUUGGUAUCCUACUUGAGAGCAAAGGUUGUGCUCUGGCUGGGUUCCAUGGACGAUCUGAUGAUUCUGUUCUUAUGGCUAUCGGAGCAUAUUUUUAUCCUAUGUCUUCUGAUGCAAACAAACUAGAAGCAAAAGGUGGUGAUGGAGGAGCGUUUUGGGACGAUGGUCGCUUUGAUGGUGUCAGAAAGAUAUACAUUGGAAUAAGCUCAAAUGCCAUAUGCUUUGUCAAGUUCAUGUACUACAAAGAUGCUCGAAUGUUCUUCGGAGAUGAUCAUGGGAACAAGACCCAGCUAUUUGGAGUCAAAGAGUUUGAGCUAAACUAUCCAUUUGAAUAUGUCACAUCAGUGGAGGGUAGUUAUGAUAAUAUAUCCGGAGCUAUAACCAUGCUUAGGCUCAAGACCAACAGACAAACCUCUCCAGACUUUGGAGUUGGUACAACAUCAAGUUUCGUAGUCCACAAGGAUAAUCAUAUGAUUGUAGGGUUCCAUGGAAAGUCCAGUAACCUUCUUCUCCAUAAAAUUGGGGUCCAUGUCAUUCCUAUCUGAAUCCUAUACAGAUAUACUCUCGAACAUUAACGUUGAUCUCUUGUCUUUCACUAUCCCAAGUACUGUCUAUGUAAGCAAGAGUCUCAUCUCUCAUGUAAUCUAAGGUUUGAUAACUA